Messenger RNA from Fusarium odoratissimum NRRL 54006, 1260 nucleotides. RefSeq lists its product as uncharacterized. The transcript is spliced from 2 exons. Gene Ontology annotation, cellular component: membrane. NCBI's taxonomy places the organism in Eukaryota, Fungi, Ascomycota, Sordariomycetes, Hypocreales, Nectriaceae. The record is from RefSeq and is a predicted model, not a curated record. The coding region runs from base 459 to 1130 and encodes 223 amino acids.
ACGAACUAAACGUUGUUCUGCGGUUCUGCGGUUCUUAGCAGGGUUGUUCCUCUGUAUAGACUACCUGUUCUUUUCCUGUCCUUUCCCAGCCCUUCUUAUUUUAUCUUUCAAACUUUAUCUAAACUUUCACCGUACAUCGGAAACACUAGUCGAGUGGUUAACAUGGACUGCAACCCCAACUACAAGGAUGCCGUUUGGGCAUUCUAUCGAUUUGUACCCUCAAAAGAGGCAAACAUUGUGUUUGUAGUUCUCUUCGCGAUGACGACGCUCCUACAUGUCUUUCAACUCUGGCGAACAAAAACGUGGUAUUUAAUACCAUUGGUUCUGGGCGGAGUCUGUACGUUUUGCCCACAUUCCAAUCCGAACAAGGAUACCGUACUAACCAAGGGUACCCAGGCGAGGUUAUCGGAUACAUCGGGCGGGUUUUAAACACAAAUGAAGAGCCGGGAUGCUGGACGAUGGGGCCCUACAUCAUGCAGAGUGUCUUGAUUCUCAUUGCGCCUGCGCUCUUUGCAGCGUCGAUCUAUAUGAUCUUGGGAAGAAUCAUUCUCCUGACAGAGGGUGAACACCACUCGUUGAUUAGACGGAAGUGGCUCACCAAGAUCUUUGUAUUUGGAGACGUCGCAUCGUUCAUGCUUCAAUCAUCAGGUGGUGGUCUCAUGGCCAUUGCAGAUCUCAGCAAAAUGGGCGAAAAAAUCAUCGUUGGAGGCCUUUUCGUUCAGCUCUUCUUCUUUGGCUGCUUCAUCCUCGUAAGCGCGGUAUUCCACAUUCGAAUGCAUCGAGACCCCACCCCGAAAUCCUUAGAACCUCGCGUAAGAUGGCAGACAUAUCUCACGACGCUCUACGUCACAGGCAUUCUGAUCUGGGUGAGGAGUUUGUUCAGGGUGGUUGAGUUUAUCGAAGGAAAUGACGGGCACUUGAUGCGCAGCGAGGUUUGGGUAUUUGUGUUUGAUGGUAUGCUGAUGCUGCUGGUGUUGGUAUGGAUGAACUGGUUCCAUCCUGGCGAGAUUGGACUCCUGAUCAGGGGAGAGAGAAGUAUCACGAAUGGACUUGAGCUGGUCAAGAUGGGAGGGUCGGGGAGAAAGAGACUCGAUACCGUGGAGAGUCUAUCAUCUGAACAUAAUGUUUGAGUUAAGAUAAGAGAUUUGCGGUAGCAUCAUGAGAUUCUGAUGCUAAAAUAGAACAGUGCCCCCUGCAGCUGGAACUUCCCCCUGUAAAUCGAAAGCUUAGCGCAUACACCAGCCAAUCACCCAAUUCCUC